GCACGGGAGCCGCGGUGCGCGCUUCCAUCUCUCGCCCGCGCCGCGAUGCUUCUCCUCGGCGAAGCAUAUUCUCUUCUCCACUCCCCACUUCGCCACCACCACACGCCGUGCUCCCGUCUCCGCCUCCGGCUCCGGGGUCACUGGUCAGUUCAGCCCGCAUGGACCCCACCGACCAGUCGCCGGAGGAGGUGUAUUCGGUGUGGGCUCUCCCGCCGGAGCCCGUCCGCGACCGCCUCCGCCGCGCCAUGGAGGCCCUCCGCGCCGCGCACGGCUUCCCGGCCUUCGAGCCGCACGCGACCGUCGUGGGCGCCAUUCGUCUCCGCAGGGCACAAGCCAUCGAGAUGCUCCGCGCCGCCGCCGCCGGCGUUCGGCCCUACACAGUCCGCGUCGCGGGGGUCGCCCGCGGCGACUUCUUCUACCAGUGCGUCUACCUCCUCCUCGAGCCCACUCCCGAGGUCGUGGAAGCAAGCGACCACUGCUGUGGCCACUUUGGUUAUGAGAGAUCAACUCCGUACAUGCCGCAUGUGAGCCUCUUAUAUGGAGACCUGACAGAUGAGGAGAAGGAGGAGGCAAGGAAGAAGGUAGAGGAGCUGGACAAGGAUAUCUGUGGACUGCAGUUUGAGGUAUCUGAGCUUGCGCUUUAUAGAACGGAUACUGAGGAUAAAAGCUUGGAGUCAUGGGAGCUGGUGGAGGUGUACCAUCUUGAGAAGAAGUGAUUAGUUUACUCAGUGAUAAUUCUUCUGUAGGUUAAGUUCGAGAAUGCUUUCUUAGCACAUGGGUGUUUUACUGUCUAAGCACCUGUUUGUUUUACUGAAUAAGCACUGGUUCGUAUCACCGGUAGCACUUCCAAUCGGAGUAAGGAAUAAUGUAAUAGCGUUCAUGUAUAUUGGGGUUUCCGUGAAAAGUACUUCGGGUAUUUAGAUUGUGCCGAGUUUGUUCAAUAAAACCUGUUGAAAUA
Phragmites australis (common reed) is the source of this 958-nucleotide messenger RNA. Its product is annotated as cyclic phosphodiesterase-like. Gene Ontology annotation, biological process: cyclic nucleotide metabolic process. Lineage: Eukaryota; Viridiplantae; Streptophyta; Magnoliopsida; Poales; Poaceae. The coding region runs from base 159 to 716 and encodes 185 amino acids. The record is from RefSeq and is a predicted model, not a curated record. The transcript is spliced from 3 exons. Gene Ontology annotation, molecular function: 2',3'-cyclic-nucleotide 3'-phosphodiesterase activity.